UUUAUUAGAAAAAUUGGUACCCGCCUGCGAGAUUCGAACACCGGUGCAUCGCUCAACACAAAUGCACCGGACGUCUUAUCCUUUAGGCCACGACGACUUUUUAAAAGGCUGCAUGGUAACGCCGUCUGUGGGCUUACAAUACCACCACUAGUAUAUUCUGGUUGCCGAUCCCAAUAUGCUGGUAUUUAUGUGUAUUAUCUAUGGUAUAAUACUCAGAGAAGGUUACUAUCCGUUCUCCGCUGAAUCCCUUAACCACUUUCACGACAGUCACGGAAAGGAUUGAGGAGGUACGAUUAUUAGUCAGACAGAGCGGAAACUAAGGUUUUUUUUAUUUUUUAUUUGUUAAUUAAAAGGUGCUAUUUCUUCAUUCUAUUGGGUACUUAUUAAUACUAUAGUGCUCUGUACAUUUUUCUUACCUUUUGUAUCUCAAUUGUGUUACAUUUAGUAUUGUAAUCUGUAUAAUUUAAAAACUUUUUGAUCUUUUAAUUUUGUCUAGAAUAGUGUUUGAUGCGCAGGUCUCCGAUUUCGUAGGACGAGGGCUGUAUAUAAGGGGAUUUGUAGAGCUUCCGAAUUCAGUCGGAAAAAGCGCUCGACACAAGCCGUCACUGCCGAACAUUACGCUCAAAGCUGCAAGUUCGCCCAAACUUUUAUACGAGAAUGCAGAGAAUAGGCUGUAUCUUUAGUACAGCGCUGUGGUUGCUGUUGGCAAUGAGAGCUGGAGCCCAGGUUUACGACGAGGGCAUUCUGACCGACGUGGACUCUGUAAAUUUGUUGGACGAGAACUACAUUGAUACCGGUCACACGGCGUUUAAGGGCGAAGAUCCAGUAAAGGAACUACUCAUGUACAAGAUGCUUCAGACUUUGGCUACAAGUGGCACGGAUCGACCUGACGUGCGAACCAGGUCGAAUUGGAGUGUUCUGGACUUGAAGCUGAAUCCAACUAGUUCUGAAAGCGAAGAACGUGUUUCGAAGAGACGAGAGAAGAAUGAAAAAGGACGCAAAACCUACCCAGCGAGGCCUCAACCUAAAUGGAAAAUUAAAAAGGGAAAAGUUGUUGGCUCGCAGAUGGUGUGCUACUUUAAGCUGUGCGCGUUUCGUCCGCCCGUUUGAAGGAGGACAUUUUGGUAAACUUGAAAACAAAAUGGCCGUCGAUGUCGUUUAGCAAUGUACAUUAAUUAAAAUAUUUAAAGGUUGUUUUCUAAUUGUAUUAUUAAUAAAGAAUGAUCUGUGCCAAAUAAAUGAUGGGACAAAA
Molecule: messenger RNA, 1252 nt
Organism: Bombyx mori (domestic silkworm)
Lineage: Eukaryota; Metazoa; Arthropoda; Insecta; Lepidoptera; Bombycidae
Exons: 5
Coding region: 658-1110 (150 amino acids)
Source: RefSeq, a predicted model, not a curated record